Molecule: messenger RNA, 2356 nt
Organism: Thermothielavioides terrestris NRRL 8126
Lineage: Eukaryota; Fungi; Ascomycota; Sordariomycetes; Sordariales; Chaetomiaceae
Exons: 4
Coding region: 1-2250 (749 amino acids)
Biological process (GO): protein phosphorylation
Molecular function (GO): glutaminyl-peptide cyclotransferase activity; protein kinase activity; zinc ion binding
Source: RefSeq, a predicted model, not a curated record
AUGCGCCCUUCUCUCCUCUCCUCCGUUCUCCUCCCCGUCCUCCUCCCGCCCCCAUCAACCGUAACAGCCUACACCCCGCUCUCCACCGACCUCCUACGAUCCCUCCCGGCCCCGUCCACAGCCGACUACGACCCGCACACAGGCGCGCUGCUCGCGCCGCUGCUGAUCCCGCGCGUGCCGGGCACGCCGGGCCAGGCGCGCGCGCAGGAGCACCUGGUGUCCUUCUUCCGCGAGCACCUGCCCCGCUGGGAGAUCGCGUGGCAGAACUCGACGGCGACGACACCCGCCACGGGCGACCGCCGCCUGCCGUUCGCCAACCUCGUCCUGCGCCGCGAGCCGCCGCGGGCGCGGGCGCGCACGGGAACCGCCGCCCUGCUAACGCUGGCUGCGCACUACGACAGCAAGAUCUCGCCUGAGGGAUUUGUGGGUGCCACCGACAGCGCGGCGCCCUGCGCCGUGCUGAUGGACGUCGCCAGGCGGGUGGAUGGGUAUUUGGAGAGGCUGUGGGCGGGGAAGGGACAGGGCGGGGAAGAAGGGGAUGGGCAGGAUGUUGGGGUGCAGAUUUUGUUGUUGGAUGGGGAGGAGGCGUUUGUCAGCUGGACGGAGGAGGAUUCGUUGUACGGGGCGCGGGCGCUCGCGGCGGAAUGGGAGGCCACACCGUACCCGGCCCUGUCGACGUUCCAGAACCCGCUGCGCCAGAUCAGCCUGUUCGUGCUGCUCGACCUGCUCGGCGCGCCGAAUCCGGAGGUGCCGUCGUACUUCCAGAGCACGCACUGGGCGUACCAGCGCAUGGCCGCGCUCGAGAGCCGCCUGCGCCAGCUCGGGCUGCUGGAGAGCACGCCCAGCGAUGGCAAGCCGUUCCUGACGGACAGUGGCAAGCUCGCAACCCAGUUCACCGGCAAUAGCUUUAUCGGCGACGACCAUGUGCCAUUCAUGAGGCGCGGCGUGCCUGUGCUGCAUCUUAUACCCUCGCCGUUCCCGUCUGUGUGGCACACAAUGGAGGACGAUGGGGACCACUUGGAUAUCCCCACCGUCAAGGACUGGGCGCGCAUCGUCACGGCUUUUACGCUAGAGUGGAUGGAUGUGCAGAAGACGGAGCCGCAGGGUCCUCUUCGCAAGACCGUUACUGCCGGCAGCGUGCUGUUUGACCCCCGAUACACAUUUCAGACUCGGCCGCCACCGGUUGCCCGCUUCGCGAUAUCCACGUUGCCAGCACGCUCCGCGAGCGAGCACCGUCGCACCGAAACCAUGGACGGCAAGAGACAUGCUGCUUCCUUCCAGCAGCUGGAGAAGCUCGGCGAGGGAACUUAUGCAACAGUCUUCAAAGGCCGCAACCGUCAAACGGGCGAGCUUGUUGCGUUGAAAGAGAUCCACCUCGACUCGGAGGAAGGCACGCCUAGUACAGCCAUCCGCGAGAUUUCCCUUAUGAAGGAGCUCAAGCACGAGAACAUCGUCGCGCUUCACGACGUCAUCCACACCGAGAACAAGCUGAUGCUCGUCUUCGAGUAUAUGGACGGCGAUCUGAAGAAGUACAUGGACACGCAGGGCGAAAGGGGCGCGCUGAAGCCCCCUGUCAUCAAGUCGUUCAUGUACCAGCUGCUGAAGGGGAUCGACUUCUGCCACAAGAACCGGGUGCUCCACCGGGAUCUGAAGCCGCAGAAUCUCCUGAUCAACAGCAAGGGCCAGCUCAAGCUGGGCGAUUUCGGUCUCGCCAGGGCGUUCGGCAUUCCCGUUAACACGUUCUCGAAUGAGGUGGUGACGCUCUGGUACCGCGCUCCCGAUGUCCUGCUCGGCAGUAGGACCUACAACACGAGCAUCGACAUCUGGUCCGCCGGCUGCAUCAUGGCUGAGAUGUUCUCAGGCAGACCCUUGUUCCCUGGCACGACCAAUGAGGACCAGAUUGUUCGCAUCUUCCGCAUCAUGGGAACGCCGACAGAGCGGACCUGGCCGGGCCUGUCGCAAUUCCCCGAGUACAAGACGACGUGGCAGAUGUACGCCACGCAGCCGCUCAGCAGUAUCCUGCCGCAGAUCGACCCGCUCGGCAUCGACCUGCUCCAGCGCAUGCUGCAGCUCCGGCCCGAGCUCCGCAUCUCGGCGGCCGAAGCACUUACGCAUCAGUGGUUCGCCGACCUGAUUGUGGGCCAGGCGGGGCCCAAGCAGCACCCGCAGCACCUUCAAGCACAGCAGAUGAUGCACGCUCACGCUGGUUACCAGCCUGUACCGAGCCAGAGCAGUUACGGCGCGUACUAGUGGUAAUACCAGCCGGCAUGUUCAGCAGCAACGCGGUAUUGCGCCACCGGCACCUCUACUCACGCUAAUACAGGAUGACUCCGCCAAGGAGUUUUUGUUUUUUUCC